AUGUUCAGAGGAAUCUUCUGGGGAUUUUUGGAUGUAAUGCUGGCAGGCCGCCUGCUGUGGUCGACCACAGGCCUGCUGAUGGUGGAUCGCACAGAGAUGCAGAGGAGGACCAGGGAGCGCAACAAAGCCAUCUUGGAAAUGCUACAUAUUAAUAUGUCUGCGAACCAUCAGGCCAUAGCCACAUCUUACAUGAGGGAGAUAUAUCAGCGUUUGGACUCACUGGAGGUUCAGGACUUUGCAAGUUCAGAUGGAACGCUGGUGCAGAGUUUGCGGAGUGUUGUUGGUCCACAUUAUGCUCGUCCAGGGUGGAUCUGGUUCAACGUCAGCAGCCUGAAUCCCCCAAUGCUUGGGGCAGAGUUGGUUCUGUUCAGGAAGACCCUGCACCCCCGCCCCAUCAGUGUGACUGUGACCCUGCACAGUGUAACAGCCUGGCAGGGAGCUUUGAAGGAGAGUCCGGCCCUGGAGGAGAGAUUGCUGACCCUGGACCAGAGAUCCUCAUCUGGAUAUGAUGUGUUUGAUGUCUCAGCUGUUCUGCCUGUGAAGCUUCUGGGGGGGGUGGGCUUUCAGCUGCAUUAUACAGACGAGAGUGGGAGUCUGGUCCUCCAUGAAGCACUAACACAAAGUCUUUACUGUUUAAACAGAGGAUCCCUGAGGGAACCUUGCUGGUGCUUUACCAGUCAGCCCCCCUACACAUUUAACGCUGUGACCACUGUUAGUGUGAAGCUGAUCACUAAACAAUUCACCCCUUAUACGGUGGCUUUGCAAACUGUUUGA
Messenger RNA from Eleginops maclovinus (Patagonian blennie), 774 nucleotides. RefSeq lists its product as uncharacterized. The record is from RefSeq and is a predicted model, not a curated record. Lineage: Eukaryota; Metazoa; Chordata; Actinopteri; Perciformes; Eleginopidae.